AUGGUGGGCAUAUUACCAGGCUUAAUAUCAGAGGAGCAAGCAGGGUUUGUGAAGGAUAGAAGCAUAAUGGAAAAUAUUUUGUUAACUCAGGAGAUAGUCACAGAUAUGAGGCUCAGAACUAAAGCUGGUCCUAAUGUUGUGAUCAAACUCGAUUUGAUGAAAGCAUAUGAUAGGUUGUCAUGGUUAUUUCUUACUAAAGUGCUGAGGAAAAUGGGAUUCUCUGAAAGGUUUAUUAGAUUGGGGAGUAAAGCAAGGGGAUCCAUUGUCUCCGAUACUUUUAUUCUGGCUGCUGAAGCUUUGUCAAGGGGAUUGAAUUCUCUACAUACAAACCUGUACUUUUGUGGCUUUGGAAUGCCUAAAUGGAGCCCAAAAAUCAAUCAUCUUACAAACGCAGAUGACACCAUAAUCUUCAGUUCUUCUGAUGCAACUUCUCUUCGACUCAUCAUGGAGAUCCUACAAGUAUAUGAAAAUGCAUCAGGCUAG
Messenger RNA from Nicotiana tabacum (common tobacco), 483 nucleotides. RefSeq lists its product as uncharacterized. The record is from RefSeq and is a predicted model, not a curated record. Lineage: Eukaryota; Viridiplantae; Streptophyta; Magnoliopsida; Solanales; Solanaceae.